Molecule: messenger RNA, 2932 nt
Organism: Pogoniulus pusillus (Red-fronted tinkerbird)
Lineage: Eukaryota; Metazoa; Chordata; Aves; Piciformes; Lybiidae
Gene: LURAP1
Product: leucine rich adaptor protein 1
Exons: 2
Coding region: 44-934 (296 amino acids)
Biological process (GO): positive regulation of canonical NF-kappaB signal transduction; positive regulation of cytokine production
Source: RefSeq, a predicted model, not a curated record
ACAGCGCGGCUGCCGCCCCGCGCGGCGCUGCCGCCCCACCCGCAUGGAGGGCGGCGGGGAGGCGCUGCCCGCCGACCUGCGGGAGCUGGUCGGCAAGGUGGGACGGCGGCCGCCCGCCGGGCUGCUGCGGGGGCUGCGGGCCGAGACUGCCCACGCACCGCCGGCGACAGCACCGCCACCGCCCCCGGCCCGCGGUGCCCGCCUGCCGCUCGCCGAUCGCCUCCGGGCGCUCCGCCUAGAGCUGGCCUACUUGCGAGCAGUUGACGUGAAGAUCCUGCAGCAGCUGGUGGUGGUGAACGAGGGCAUCGAGGCAGUGAAGUGGCUGCUGGAGGAGAGGAGCACUCUGACCAGCCGCUGUAGCAGCCUGGCCAGCAGCCAGUACAGCCUGGUGGAGAGCCAGGAGGCCUCGCGGCGGGGCAGCUGGGACAGCCUGCAGGAUCCCAACGACAGGCUGGACAGCAUCUCUGUUGGUAGCUACCUGGACACACUGGCUGAUGACAUGGAUGAGUAUUCCCAAAAUGCCUCUGAAACCUCCGCUGCAAUCACACCAGGCAGAGCCUUGGUCAGGGCGGAGCAGGAUUGGGUCAGGAUUGACCCUGAAAGGGGUCUUGCAAAGCAAGAGAAGGGCAAAGCAGAGCACGAGUGGCCCCAUAUGGACCUCUCCCUGCCUGGGCUGCCCCAGGAUGAGCCCUUUGCUAAGGAGUCCCAGGUGGCCAACGGGUAUUUGGACCAGCAUCCCUCCUCUCUGGAACCAGGCAGAGACAUCAAAUUGCCUUCAGGGGCUGGGGAGAAGCUGGGGAAGGAGAACUCAGGUGGGAAGACUCAAAAAGCCGAGGCUGACAUCGAGAACUGCAAACUCCACAGCAAACUCCACAUGGAGUACGAUGCCCACUGGCGCUGGCUCCAGUCUCAGGAUGAUGUUACGUUCUUGUAGCCUGUGGCUUUGCCUCCCCAGUCCAGUUCUCCCAGCUGGUCCAGUCUUCCUCCUUUGUCUCUGCUUGGGAAAGUUGGGGUGGCUGGAGAGGAGGGGACAGCCUGGCUUGAUGGUCUUACACUGUUCCCCUGAACCCCUCAACAGUGUUUGGUGAAGCAGCCCUAAAGGAUGGGGAAUGCCUACCCUGUGGUAAAUUUCUGGGAGAGGCAGGAUGAGGUGGUCCCCAUAAAUUUAGUCCUUUGCUCUGGGGUGGUGCUUGUAAGUGGUGGCUGGUCACUCUGUUAUCCUUGGUGUUGGUGGCAGGGAAGAGUUGAUCAGGGAACCUGGGACAGUGGGACUCCUGGGAUCCUCUCCCUUCUAAUCUUCAGCCUCCUGUCUGCAAAAACUGAGGAUGCUCCCUGCAAACUGGCUAUCCAGAGAAGACAGGAGAUGCUCCCAAGCAGCCACAGCUUGGUGGUACCAGCAAGUGAGGUGAGGGCAGGACCAUCAGCAGGGCAUCCCUGUUGGAUGUGCUCAUUUGCAGUCAUCUUCAAGACCAGUGUCCAUUCAGAGCAGAGCUGACCUGAGGCACCUGGGGUUUGGUCACAGCACAUGAUGGAUGCUAACCUCUCCUCCCUGUGGGUGGAUCUCUGCCUCUGUGAAGCUGGUCUGAAGAGCAAUCAGGGCAGUCACUGUAGCUGCUCCCAUUAGGCUGGAAGACUUUGUCUGUGCCCUGCAGAGGAAGGACAAUGGUACAGGCUUCCCUUCCUGGUGUGAUUACACAAGAAGGGCAAAGUACUGGAUAGGAGAUGGAGAUCCAGCUGUCCCAGUUUGUUUCUGGGCAGUCUUUCACCUCAGGACCAGGUUUUGCAGAAACCCUGGGAUGUGGCAGCGUGUUGGCAGCCUGACAAAGCCCAUGGGGCUCAGUCUCCAAAAGGCUUCUGAUUUCCCCUGACACAGUAUGAUGGGGAUGACAGCCUGGAUUCUCCAUGUAUGAUGUAUGGCAUCGGGCUUCUGCCAUCUACCAGCAACCAGAAACAUGAAGCUCCUCUGCCAGAGUGGAUUUGCCCUAGAGACAUCUUCUCUGUCCUUUCAGCCUUGGCUUCUGCCUGUGCCUUUUGCUAUCCACCCACCAUACCUCCCAACACACCCCUUGAUGGCUUGUAGAGCAUGGCCUGCAGCUGGAGCUGGGUGAGAGCUUGGGCAGGACCUGCUGCCUUCACCAGAUGAUGCAGGGAAGGACCUGAGCAUCCUGUAGCCCCCUGCUUCCAGGAGAGGAGCUCUUCUACAUGCAUGGACUCACCUGGAUUGCACCCAUGGGUGCCUCUCUCCCUGGCUGGGUGCUGUCACAGCUUUUCUCUUGCCACGGUGCUGUGUUCCCCUGCCUGCAUGGGCUGCUGGCUGGCUCUUUACUUGCUGGGUGAUGGGAAUGAGGUCAACAUCUCUUAACCUCUACGAGAAGCCAGGCGAGAGGAAAGACAUAACUGUAACUAUUUCUAGAUGCAAGAUGUAAGCUGACUGUGGCUAGGAAGGUGGUUGACUGCAUGAUAGGCUCAAGUUGUGCCUCUGAAGCAGCAACUUCAGUGGAAACUACUCUCUGUGCUGAGACUCCCGAGCAUUCUCCUUCCCCCUGUAGUACUUCAGAGCAUCCUGGAUGGACGUGGAGAGCGGAAUAACCUCUAAAAUUCCCCAGAGGUGGCACCUGCGAGGACUUGGAAUCCCAGCAAACAAGGACUGGGCUGCCCUACAUGAGCAUCCCACCUGCCUGCCCCAGCACAGCUGUGCUUGACUUACUGUUGCCUGUGAGCUGCUUGUGGCUCCCUGCAUAGCUCCACUGCUGCUGCUGAGCCAUCAUGUCCCCCAAGGCUGUCUGUCCCCCACUUUCUUGCUAGCUCUGCAUUCAGUCAAUCAGCUGAGGGUCCCUGGGGGUGAACAGGGUAAGGCCUCCAGCACUGUUAAAAUAAUUCUCAGCAGGAAAAUAGCUGGCUUAAUAAAUGGUAGUGUUUCUCCCAGGUCAAA